AUGCUCGUCCUGAUGUGUUACGCGGCCAAGACCCAGCGCCCCGUGAAGGCGAGCACAGGCUGCGCCAACGCGGGCGUGACCGCCGUUUCCGACCAUUACGCUGUCGUCUUCGACGGCGUCAGCGGCGUCCCGCCGCCAGUGGCCCCCGAGGGUUUGGCGCGGGACAUGCGCGACUCUCUCCGCUAUUCUUGGCUCGCUGGUGGCCAAUUUUUUAACCCGAGCUCUGUGCCCACGACGCCGACCGCGGGCAUGUGGCUCGAGAACUUGAUCGUUAUGGCGGGGACGUUUGCCGAGUCGCUGGGAAGCGCGUGCGUGGCGAUGCUUGACGCCCGCGGUAACAGCGUGUUCGGGCCGCUUCAGUUCACCGCGUGCGUCGACCGGCAUCGGGCAGUCGACGCGCUGACGCAGACGGUCCGCCAGGGCACCGUGCAGCCUGUCAAAGGCGCCCGCCCGGGCGACUUGCUGACGCUCUUCAGCGACGGCGUCGCCGACGACGCCGCGGGGGAAGAACUGCGCCGCAUCCUGUGCAACUCCUCCCACGUGGGUCCCGCCUCGACCGCCCGCGGCGCCCUGGCGCGCGACGGG
Prorocentrum cordatum is the source of this 585-nucleotide messenger RNA. NCBI's taxonomy places the organism in Eukaryota, Dinophyceae, Prorocentrales, Prorocentraceae. The record is from the annotation of a GenBank genome assembly.